UUCUCUGAUUGGUCCAUAUGUUGUCAGUGUACUCGGGAGUUGGAAGCCGGGUACCUGCCGCUCCUCUUUCAGCCUUAGUCACUUUCAACUCAGUUAACCUGGAAUACGGGACAAGACGUCAUUCCACCUCCUCAUAUCAUCGCUGACUGUGUUCUAAGGCUAUAAGAUGUCUCAAAAGAUCAAGGCAGGCUCUGUGGUGGAGAUGCAGGGAGACGAAAUGACUCGAGUCAUCUGGGAGCUCAUUAAGGAGAAACUCAUCUUGCCAUACCUGGAGCUUGACCUGCACAGCUAUGACCUUGGUAUGGAGAACCGCGAUGCAACAGAUGACCGAGUGACGGUUGAGGCGGCAGAGGCAGUCCGACGUUACAACGUGGGCAUCAAGUGUGCCACCAUCACACCUGAUGAGAAGCGUGUGGAGGAAUUCAAGCUUAAGCAGAUGUGGCGUUCUCCCAAUGGCACCAUCCGUAACAUCCUAGGAGGUACGGUGUUCAGGGAGGCUAUCAUCUGCAAGAACAUCCCUCGUCUGGUGCCUGGCUGGAUCAAGCCAAUUAUCAUUGGCAGGCAUGCCCAUGGAGAUCAGUACAAAGCCACAGACUUCGUCGUGCCUGGGCCUGGGAAAGUGGAGAUGACCUACACGCCCACAAAUGGAGAGCCAGUUAAAUUUGUCAUCCACGAAUUUGCAGGCACUGGUGGUGUAGCCAUGGGGAUGUACAAUACAGAUAAGUCCAUCAGGGACUUUGCCCACAGCUCCUUCCAGAUGGCUCUGACCAAAGCGUGGCCCCUGUAUCUCAGCACCAAGAACACCAUCUUGAAGAAGUAUGAUGGUCGCUUUAAAGACAUCUUUCAGGAGAUCUACGAGAAGGAGUACCGUGCUCAGUUUGAGGGCAAAGGCAUCUGGUAUGAGCACCGUCUGAUAGAUGACAUGGUAGCCCAGGCCAUGAAGUCUGAGGGAGGCUUCAUAUGGGCCUGCAAGAACUACGAUGGAGAUGUACAGUCUGACUCUGUUGCACAAGGCUACGGCUCCUUGGGUAUGAUGACCAGUGUGCUGAUCUGUCCUGAUGGACGCACAGUGGAGUCUGAGGCUGCUCACGGCACAGUGACUCGCCACUACAGGCAACACCAGCAGGGAAAGGAGACCUCCACCAAUCCCAUAGCCUCCAUCUUUGCAUGGACUCGAGGGCUGCUCCACCGAGCAAAGCUGGACAACAAUGCAGAGCUGCGAGUGUUCUCUGAGGCGCUGGAGGCUGUUUGCAUCGAGACCAUUGAGGCUGGUUUCAUGACCAAGGAUUUGGCUAUCUGCAUCAAAGGCCUGCCAAAUGUGACACGUGCUGACUACUUGAACACCUUUGAGUUCCUGGACAAGCUGGCAGAGAACCUGAAGAUUAAGUUAGCCAGCCAGCCCAAACUGUGAUCUCUCCUCGUGGCCUAAGCAGUUUAAACAUAUACACACACAUGUUCAAUCACAUGCACACAGUGACAUCUAUACAACUGGAGCAGGGAGGAGUCUUCCCAGGAUUCCAGGAGACUUAGGGACUAAAACAGAAGUCAUUUCCCGACUGGUCUGAUCAAGCAGGUUGCCUUUUCACUAAGGAGGCUUCUUAACAGGAUCGGCCACCAUCCCUGUUAAGGACUCACUGAUAUUCAGCCGUACUCGAGACAGUGAAAGUCGUCUCCGGGAUUGAUACUGAGCAAAUAACCUGACGGCUUUACCAUAAUUGCACUACGUUCCCCGAAGUGAGUGUGAUGUGUGGUGUUAGUAUUUGUUGGAGAUCUGUGCUAGACAGGGGACAGAAUCUGUCUGAGGGACUCUCUUGACUCUCACUGCCUUAUUUGUUUUGUGUCAAAGUCAUAGGUUGAUUCUUGUAAUCUCCUGUGUCCUGUCAUGUUUUUACAAUACCUCAAGAAACAUUCUGUUUUAGUGUCAGUUGAAAAAUACAGCACCUGUAUUUCAAACAUGACAGCCCUCAGCAUACCAUUACUGUUCAGCAGCAUGAAACAUUUGGUCUGGUAUUCUCAUUUAUAGUAUUCAAACAAUGGUCCUGCCUCUGCGCAAUAUGAUUACAGUACAUUGCUUUUAGAUUUUGUGCUCUUAUUGACUUUACUAGUCACGGUUGUUUAAGAGGUGUAUUUAUUUGUCCUUCCUUUGUGUAUGUGUGUGCGCGUGUGUGUGUUAACAUCCAUUAUUUCAAUGAUGUAUAUUCUGGCCAAAAUUCUUCAUCAGAUUGUCUGUCUUUUGGUUUGUAAUCAUCAUUGUGCCCAUCAAGUCCUAAUGUGUUAACUCAUAAUAAAUGAGUUUUUCCAUAAA
Scatophagus argus is the source of this 2305-nucleotide messenger RNA. It is a transcript of the gene idh1, whose product is annotated as isocitrate dehydrogenase (NADP(+)) 1. Gene Ontology annotation, biological process: isocitrate metabolic process. Gene Ontology annotation, molecular function: isocitrate dehydrogenase (NADP+) activity; NAD binding; magnesium ion binding. The coding region runs from base 167 to 1411 and encodes 414 amino acids. Lineage: Eukaryota; Metazoa; Chordata; Actinopteri; Scatophagidae. The record is from RefSeq and is a predicted model, not a curated record. The transcript has 9 exons. Gene Ontology annotation, cellular component: peroxisome; cytosol; mitochondrion.